Messenger RNA from Topomyia yanbarensis, 3132 nucleotides. It is a transcript of the gene osy, whose product is annotated as ABC transporter G family member 20. NCBI's taxonomy places the organism in Eukaryota, Metazoa, Arthropoda, Insecta, Diptera, Culicidae. Gene Ontology annotation, cellular component: membrane. Gene Ontology annotation, molecular function: ATP binding; ABC-type transporter activity; ATP hydrolysis activity. Bases 312 to 2666 code for a protein of 784 amino acids. The transcript is spliced from 9 exons. The record is from RefSeq and is a predicted model, not a curated record.
GCGCCACAACUCGGAUUAGCAGUCUAUUGUGAGGUUCUGCCGCGAUCGGUUCAUCCUUUUUCAAUCUUUUUAUCGAGUGUUUAUUGUUGUUGUUGAGUUGUUGAAGUUCUAUCAUUGAUCUAUAAUCAGGAGUGGUACACCGUGAACGAGUCGUUUAAUCAGUGCGAGUUUUAUUAUUUGCUGAUAACUGUUGAAGAAAGCUGUUGCUGUGAGAGCUGUAAUCAGUCGGAGCCGUGCGAAACUAUAAAAGAUCUCCUCCUGCCCGCGGGUCUCACCCUCAGUAGCCGGCAACUGAAACAGCAACCGUCACGAUGGACGUUGAAUCCGAAGGUGUCCAACCGGUAAACGGGACCGGGAAUGGCCACACCACAUUUGUAAUAGACAACAGCGACGAAUCCCAUCGGAAUUCACUGUCCGCCCGGAGGCGGAUGUUUAUGUCACAACCUUCGACGGUGGCGAUACGUCGGCAGCAGGCGGUGUGCGUCCGGCGGGCACACAAAAUUUACGGAACCAAGAAGAAUCCGAACGUUGUGCUUGAUGGACUGAACAUGACCGUGCCGAAGGGAUCGAUCUACGGACUUCUCGGCGCAUCCGGUUGCGGUAAAACCACCCUACUCUCCUGCAUCGUAGGCCGCCGGCGACUGAAUUCCGGCGAAAUAUGGGUCCUCGGUGGUCGACCGGGAUCGCGAGGUUCCGGUGUGCCCGGACCUCGCAUCGGAUACAUGCCUCAAGAACUCGCUCUCUACGGAGAAUUCACUAUCCGCGAGACUCUUAUCUACUUCGGAUGGAUUUGCGGUCUCACGGUCGAACAGGUGGACGAGAAAACGGACUUCCUACUGAAACUCCUUCAAAUGCCGAAUGCUUCCCGGUUCGUGAAGAACCUUUCCGGGGGUCAGCAACGGCGCAUGAGCUUGGCCGCCGCCCUGCUGCACUCACCCGAACUGUUGAUUCUGGAUGAACCUACUGUCGGGGUUGACCCCGUCCUGCGGCAGAACAUCUGGGAUCAUUUGGUGGAAAUUGUAAAAAAUAGCAACACUACCGUGAUCAUCACAACUCAUUAUAUCGAGGAAACACGCCAGGCUCACGUGAUCGGUCUAAUGCGAGGUGGAAAAUUCCUAGCCGAAGAAUCACCGUCCGACUUGCUUGCCCAUUAUCAUUCCGAUUCGUUGGAAGAUGUUUUCCUAAAACUUUCCGUCAUGCAGAACAUGGGCAAACGACGGAGGUCUUCGAUUGCACAGGAAGUCGUAGAAGCUAUCCGGGUACCGGCGAUCGCCAACCCAGCGCUGGACCUGUCCCCAGAGGAAGAUCACGGGGAAAUAUCAGGCGAAUUUGGCGACAAUAUCUCGAUGUCCUCGCGUGGUCCCGACUCGAUCACCCCCGAGAUUCAAGCUCCUCCGCUACCGCCGGAGGAAGAUACCAAAGUUCCCUUUGUCGAUCACUUCAAGAUCCUCAAACCAAAUCACAUGCGGGCGUUAAUUUGGAAGAACUUCCUGUGGAUGUGGCGAAAUGUUGGGGUGAUGGCAUUCAUUAUUGGACUUCCGGUCGGGCAAAUAGUUCUCUUCUGUUGGGCUAUCGGACACGAUCCGGUGGGGUUGAAGGUGGCUGUGGCAAACUAUGAACUAGAACAGGCAAACCUUUCGGCGACAGCGGGAUGUCCCGUGACUCUAGGUUGUAACCAUACGUUGCUGAGCUGUCGGUAUCUGGCGAGUUUACGGAAUCGGAGCGUUGAUAUUGAAAUGUAUGAGAGCGAAGCCGAAGCCAUAGAACAGGUCAAUCGAGGCAAAGCUUGGGCUUCGAUGGUUUUCGCACAUAAUUAUUCUGAAGCGCUGUACCAACGAUCCGAAAACAUACGUAAAGUGCAUGAGUGGACCUUGGAUAUGUCCAGCAUUAUGGUUAGCAUGGAUAUGUCGAAUCAGCAAAUCGGAACUCUCCUGUACCGGGAUAUUCAGUACGCAUACUUCUCCUUUAUCGAAAAAAUUCUAACGGACUGUGAUGUAAACCCAUCGAAUGGGCGCCUGCCAAUCCAGUGGAAUCAACCAAUUUAUGGCGAAAAGACACCUAAUUUCACUGAUUUCGCCGCACCCGGUGUUAUUCUGACAAUCAUCUUUUUCCUCUCUGUGGCGUUGACUUCCGGCGCGAUGCUGAUCGAACGAAACGAAGGAAUCUUGGAGAGAUGCCUGGUAAUGGGCGUCACGGGAGUGGAGUUCUUAUUUUCUCACGUAACUACUCAGUUCCUGGUGAUGUGUGGUCAAACUACGCUGGUCAUUCUGUUCAGCUUCUACGUAUUCGAUAUAUCCAACAAGGGAGAUAUUGUUUGGGUAGUCCUGCUCACCAUCCUGACCGGUCUCUGUGGGAUGUGUUUUGGUUUCGUCGUAUCGUGUUCCUGCGAUAACGAGCGUUCGGCUACGUACCUGGCGAUGGGUAGCUUCCUACCGAUUGUGAUGCUGUGCGGUAUCAUUUGGCCGAUCGAAGGUAUGCAUCCGCUGAUGAAGAUUUUCUCCGUGUUCCUGCCACUGACCAAGUCCACCGAAUCGCUUCGUUCGAUGCUGCAGCGGGGUUGGCACAUCCAGAACCCGAACGUGUACAUCGGUUUUGCGGCCACCGGCACGUGGAUUGUGAUCUUUCUAGCCAUUAGUAUACUGUUGCUCAAGUUCAAGAAGGGUUAAACGGGGUUGAUGGGGACAGCUCACCGAGGGGGCUGCUGAAGGCUUUCUAGGGUAUAGUUUUACAGUGUUAGUUAGGGUUGUUUAUCAAGUAAGAAAAUCUUGCGAUUUUUUUUUGUGUUAGGUAGAUCCAAAUAUUUUGUACUUCAGUACGGAUAGGACUGACGGUAAUAUUUACGAUUUUAUUAUGUUUAUAAGUUAGACAAAACCAUUCAGUGUAUAUAACCCAGCCAGGCAUCUAAUUUAUGAACACGAAAAUCUCUCUGACCUAAUGUUAAAUAGUUUUCCCUUUUUUCAAAAUUUUCUAUGUGAUGGUCAACAACUUUCCGUUUCCGUUACCAAAAUACGCUCAAUGCAGCGCCUUAUGAGAAAAUAAAUGAUUGGAAAAUCAUUCUAUAAUGCAUGUAUUUGCCUAACAAUCUCCCCACGGAAGUAAUAAAGCGCAUCGCUGAUUGAGGUCGUGAAUAAA